Mirounga angustirostris (Northern elephant seal) is the source of this 1410-nucleotide messenger RNA. RefSeq names its product testis expressed metallothionein like protein (gene TESMIN). The transcript is spliced from 6 exons. The record is from RefSeq and is a predicted model, not a curated record. Lineage: Eukaryota; Metazoa; Chordata; Mammalia; Carnivora; Phocidae. Bases 168 to 1097 code for a protein of 309 amino acids.
AACCGCCAACGGCCGCCGGCACGAGAGGGGCCGGCUCCCCAGCCCGGCGUCCUCGCUCGGCGCUCCGGCAGCGGCAGCCGCGGCGGCCCCAGGUGCUCGGCUCCCGGCCGGAAUCCGCGUAGCGAGGGGUGCGUGGCGAUGCCCAGCCCGAGGUCCCCUCAGUGGACAUGGAAGAGGCCCCUCUGCUUGGCGGGAUGUCCAGUCCCGAGGAGGAGAUCGUGACAGACCUUUUCAGUGCAGAGAGUCCGUUUUUUCCUGAAAACCUUACCCUGAAAACCCCCGUGGUGGUGAAGCACGAGGAGGACGAGUUCCACGUGUUUAAAGACGCGUAUCUGAGCUCCGCGGACCCCAAGGAGCCCCUCCUGCACGCGUUCAACCCCCCGCUUCACGUGGACUGUGAGAGUCAAGUCAAAGUGGAGCUCGUGGUGGACGACAACGACGAUGAGGAGAUGCUCCCGGAGUACCCCAGUCUCCCCGAGCUCAGCCCCCUGGAGGACGCCGCGCUGCCUGUUGCCCCGCAGCCGCAGGCCUACAACGUGCACUUCCUGUCCUCCCUGCUGGCCCCGCACAGGAGUCCUGCUGUCGUGCCCCUGGGCGCCUGGGCCAGGGAAGGAGCCGCCCACCCCGGUGUCCGGGUGAUUCCAGUGGAAAUAAAGGAGGCAGGUGGUACAGUUAUAAGUAACAAUCCCGAGGAAGCAACUUUUCAGAACCCUCUUGGUCCAGAAUCCUGUUGCAAGUUCCCCUCGUCACAAGAAGCAGAGGACGCCUCUGACCACUCUCACAAAAAAGACUCUAACCCAAUGGUGAUAUGUCAGUUGAAAGGGGGUACACAAAUGCUGUGUAUAGACAAUUCUGGCACAAGAGAACUAAAAGCACUUCAUUUGGUUCCUCAGUAUCAAGACCAAAAUAAUUAUCUACAGUCAGAUGUCCCUAAACCAAUGACUACUUUAGUAGGAAGAUUUUUGCCAGUACCAGCAAAAUUAAAUCUCAUUACACAACAACUUGAAAGUGGAGCCUUCCCAUCCCUAGUCAACGGGUCUACUUUCCCUUCGGGAUCCGCUCUUCCAGGACCACCAAAAAUAACUUUGGCUGGGUAAGGAUUGGAAGCACUCAGUUGUCACUUACUUUAAUAGAAGCGUUUAAGAGGCUUUGGGGGUACUUUGGUGGUUUUAUUUAAGUUAUAAAAUCAGCUUUACCUGUAGACCUUCGUGACCUCUAAAAGCUGUAUUUUACAUUAAGCAGUGGCAGCUACCGUGUUGCUGUGUGUGUCUGGUUUGUUGCUGGAAAGGCUUCCUCGUUGUCUGCUGUCCCAUGUUGGUGUUUCAGGGGCCCACUGCCAUCCAGAGCUCUGUCUUGGUCUCACAUCAGUUUAAACUGAGAUAAACUGAGAUGCUCUAUCUCUUUCUCGUG